Seriola aureovittata is the source of this 668-nucleotide messenger RNA. RefSeq lists its product as uncharacterized. The transcript is spliced from 2 exons. Lineage: Eukaryota; Metazoa; Chordata; Actinopteri; Carangiformes; Carangidae. The record is from RefSeq and is a predicted model, not a curated record. Bases 1 to 630 code for a protein of 209 amino acids.
AUGUUCCCCUUGUUUUUCUGUCUUUUUUUUUUCUUCUGUAUAAAAUAUCAGCGUGCAUGUAGUGGCAAAGUGGCUCCCACCCACUUCCCCCCACUGCCAGUCAAAGCAGUUGUCCAGCAGCAGAUCAAGAAGUCGAGCAAACGCUCCUCAGCCUCCAGCCUCGGGUUGGACUCGCAGCAUCUGCAGCAGGACAGACAUUACUUUGAGGAACAAAAAUUGCCCAUGAUUCCUGCAGUUGUCAAACAAAGCAGUGGCAACAAGCACGGCAGCCAGCUGAAGCGAGACAGACCGAUGCCUGUACGUCUGCCCCCGAUUGAAUAUACGAUCCAGUCCAGCUCCGGCAGUGCCUGGUCAGCAGGACACAAACCUGACAUGCUCGGCCUCGGGCGAACCGCUGAGUUGAACAGCAUCUGUAAACUGCCUGACAUCAAGAACGCUCCAGUUAAGUGCUCCAGGCCAAAGAGUGGGAAUCUGCCCAGACUGCUAAGUGUGCUGCCACCAAUCUCAGGAAGGACAGAGGAACUUCACAAGAAUCGCAAGCUGCCCCCAAGAGCAAACAUGCAGCGAGCUGAGAGUCCCACAACGGACAAGACAAAGAAAAAGAGGAAAAUGAAAUUAACUUUUAAAUAAUCAAACUUCUUCCAUCAUCUUUUAACUUUCUCACAGCA